This is a messenger RNA of Cyprinus carpio (common carp), 755 nucleotides long. Its product is annotated as small integral membrane protein 7-like. The record is from RefSeq and is a predicted model, not a curated record. NCBI's taxonomy places the organism in Eukaryota, Metazoa, Chordata, Actinopteri, Cypriniformes, Cyprinidae.
GAUUGUCGUGUUGUGUAUCUGGCGUCAGGUGGCGAUGAAGAACUAACGACUCAUAUUGAGCUCAUACAAAGAUAGCAGAAGAAGAGGACGAACCGAGGUGGAUAUAAUCAGCCAAAAUGAUUGGAGAUCUUAUCAUUUUUGGCACCCUGCUCGUGAACGCCGGCGCUGUGCUCAACUUUAAACUAAAGAAGAGAGAAACGCAGUCUCAGGGGUUCGGCGAUGAAUCUGGAUCGUCCAGAACUGGUGACAACAUCAGAGAGUUUUUGCUGAGUCUGCGGUACUUUCGUAUAUUCAUUGCUCUUUGGAACAUUUUCAUCAUGUUUUGCAUGAUCUUGCUAUUUGGUUCAUAACUGAUGGCUGUUACACUGAGGAUCACUACAGACACAAAAGAUCUAAUUGUUGCAGCAUUGGGUGGAUUUUCUUGUAACAGGUUUUUUUAUGGUGAUGUCUUAAACAGUCUCAUCCAACGUCUUACAAGACGUCUGUAUAUUUUGUACAGAAGUGUGUAUGAUUAAUUUUGGUUUUACUUUCUAUUAAUCAAAUGGGGUCAGGAAACACACAUGGGAACUAUGUUUUUGUUUAAAUGUAGAGUUUAAAGCAGAGCUUGCAUUUGGAGGGUGAAUGGUCUUUUCUGUACCCUAAACUAAUACUGUCAGUUAUUCCAAUUUUAGAUGUACUAUCCACUAAAUGUAAAACCUUUGAGAAGCAAAAUUUGUGACCAUUCAUAAAAAAUGUCAAUAAACGUUUAAAUUAAA